CCCUAGAUAACAAUUUGAAUAGGGAUACUUAGGGAUGGCAAUGGGUCCGGUUGGGUCGGGUUUUGUCAAACCCAAACCCAAAUCCAUGGGUUUAUCGGUGAAAAAAACCCGGGGUAAAACCCACUAGGUAUCCGCGGGUUCAUGGGUACCCACGGGUUUUAUCGUAAAAAAUUUACAAUAACAAGUUCCUAUCAAAAUUAAAGUCAAAUAUCAAUCUCUCAAUACAAAUUAUCCAUAUUUAAAACCCUAUUCUAGAAAAUUCAAGCAAAUCACAAAUUAACUAUACAAAUUGUUCAACACCAAUCUAGAAAACUCAAGAAAAUUGAAGCACAAAUUAUUCAUAAAUAACAUGAUUAAUUGAAAGCUUCUUCCUUUCAAUUAAGUUUCUUCACUCUCCACUCGAUAACAUCAACUUCAUUCUACACAAUUAGAAAGAAAAAAUUAGACAUGUCUCCACAAACAUAAAUAAGAUUAGUGGUUUAGAAUAUUAAAUAUACUGAAAAAAUUAAUUAUAUGGAUGUGGGCGGGUACCCAUGGGUCGGGUUUACCUAAACCCAAACCCAACCCGAGUGAAUAGUGAACGGGUUUAAACCCAAACCCGGCCCAAAACCCGUCAACACGAAUUUUACCCGCGUUGACCGGGUUGGGUCGGGUGGGUACCCGUGGAUUCGGGUUUUGUUGCCAUUCCUAGGGAUACUACUACCUAACCUGAUGCGUGCUGAGAGGGUAUUACUUGAUUUGCAAUAGCAUGUGUAUUAUUUUCGACUUGCUUCAUCCAUCAUUACCCCAUUCUUGACUAGUCUGUAUCUUGAUUUGUCUCAAAUUAUAUUUGUACAUCUACUAUUUUGGUUUAUCUUCAAUCAUAUUUUUCACAUAUGAAGCUUUGAACAUGCGCAAGACUUGAUUUUUUAACUAAUUAAACUCAAUUAAUCAUUUUAUUAUUUCUAUUUUUCAUUGAUAAAUUGUUUUCCUUCAUUUUAUCACAAAAUUUGUAAUUUUUGCGUUUAUUUUCUGCGAUUAACAAGGAUGAGUCGACCUUCCCGACUCGUAUCCGCUCGGUACUACCCAACUAGACUCUUUCUUUGUGCUGAGCGGAUAUGAGUAUUGAUAUACUCGUUCCGCCCAAUUGCCAUCAUUAAAGGUUGGUAGAUUGAUAUUUGCGUACAGAAAACUAAAGAUCCAACCAAAGUAUUAGAUUAGAAAGAAAGUAUAAGCUUUUAAUAAUUUGCCAAGUUUGAACCGAUGGACAAAAUAUUCCCUAAUCAGGAAAAUACAUUCAAGAUAAUGAGGUGGAGAUUUAAAUUUAUUUUUAUUUUUAAAUGUCACGUCAUACAUAUAACGAUCAAUUAUGUGAGUUGACUGCCACAUUAGAAAAAGUUAACGAAAUUGGACUAGUGACUACGAAUGAAAUUAAAUAUUUUUAGUGACUAAAUAUGAUUUUUUUUUAAUAAUCUCACUAACCAAUAUUGUCAUUUCCCCAAUAUAUAUACAUUCAUGCAUUUUUGGGCUUGUAUUAAUGAGGGUGAAAGGAAUAGUGUCAGAACUAGUAGCAACCAAAAGUCUGCAAAAUAUGGCAAGACCGUGGCGGGAUUAAAUAGUGGUGCUGUCGGGGCCAAGAUGCGUAAUGGGACGAGGAGAGUGGGGCCCACGCGCCUUUCCGGGAGACGGAAAAACGUUCAAAAGCAGUUUGUUUGCCGCGUUGGCGUUGGGCCUAGGUGGACGGGUCUUUUAUGUGGGCCAAGGCCCACUUCUUUUCUUCUUCUCCUGCCUGUUUAAACUUUUUGGUAACACGUGCAGGAAAAGCUACUGGGUGAUGAUGAUGGGAUCCAAACUAACGGAAAGCAUCCUAUAUUCUGGUAUUCGUUCGCUUUACACGUCCCUCACUCACCGGCCGGCUUUCCCUUUUCUCCUCCUUCUUCAAUGUGCUGUCGCAACAGUGAAUUAUCGACGGCCUUGGAUCUAGGGAUGGCAAUGGGUCGGGUUGGGGCGGGUUUUGUCAAAUCCAAACCCAUGGGUUUAACCGUCAAAAAAACCCGGGGUAAAACCCGUUGUUUGAAAAACUCAAACCCAACCCAACCCGCUGGGUAUCCGCGGGUUCAUGGGUACCCGUGGGUUUUUUGGUAAAAAAUUUACAGUAACAAGUUUCUUUCAAAAUAAAAGUUUAACAUCAAUUUUCUCAUACAAAUUAAUCAUACAAAAAAACACCAAUCUAGAGCAUACAAGCAAACCGCAAAUGAUCAAUACAAAUUGUUCAAAAUUAAAGAUAAACAUCUAUAAACAAAAGAUUAAUUGAAAGCUUCUUCCUCGUCAACUAAGUUUCUUCACUCUCCACUUCAUAAUAUCAACUUCAUUCUAAACAAUUAGAAAUAACAAAUUAUACAUGUCUCCACAAACAUAAAGAAUAUUAAUUAUUUAAGGAAAAUAAAUUAUUUAGAAUAUUAAAUAUACCGGGAAAGUAAUUAUAUGUGUGUGGGCGGGUACUCAUGGGUCGGGUUUACCUAAACCCAAACCCAACCCGACCCGAUGAAUAGUGUAGCGGGUUUAAACCCGAACCCGGCCCAUAACCCGUCAACACGGAUUUUACCCGCGUUGACCGGGUUGGGUCGGGUGGGUACCCGUGGGUUCGGGUUUUGUUGCCAUCCCUACUUGGAUCAUAAUUAGGGACAAACCGAUUGCAUACCACCACUUACGGGUGUGCAACUGGAAAAAAAAAAGGUUCAAUAGAUAAAGAUAUCUGAUGAUCAAGAACUAUAUCAGUAGUACAUUGAGUUCGCUUCGGUUCGAUUUGAUUCGCUGCAAAUGUCAAUUUGGUCCAUUUUUUAUCAGUAUUUAUAAAAUGGGAUCAAGAAACGAACCAUAUAAUAUUCGGUUUGAUUCACAUCAAUCAAAUGUUAAUUUAGUUCGGUACAAUCCAAUACGAACCAACUCGUUGCAUACCCCUACUCACCACUGAUAAACACCCGAAUAAGUGAUAUUCACUAAUGAGAGGUGACUAUACUUUGAUCCCACUGCCACUCACAUGUGUGUUAUAUAACAUGUUUCGAUUCAGUUUUUUGAGAGCACGAUAUAAGGUACACACCUAGAGUUGUCUGUUUGGUUUGGUUUGGUUAACCAUACCAUUAGCUAUGAAACACCAAAAAUCAAAAUCAGGCAAAUUUUUUAAAAAUCAAAACCAAAACCGUUAAGAGGCUUAUCGAUAGGGAUCAUCAUCAGACAUGCAUAAACAUUAUUGUGUCAUGAUUUGCUCAGUAUAGUACUUUUUGCAGUUUGCUAGCUAAGGAGGCAUGUGAAUGCCUGCUGGAUUAGGGUUGGCUAACUGUAGCUCAAAUUGCUGAUCACAUAUAUUCGCAUGAUUUAACAUUCGAUGUUUGUUUUGUAUGAAGAUUUUCAGGUACGUAACAUAGACAUAUAUAUACAUUAUACGCUUCCGCCUUUUUUGUUAAAAGGUUGGUCGCUAUAGCUCAGUCCAGCACUCAUGAUUCCUAAUUCCAUCGUCUUUUUCGUGGUAUCGGAUGCAUGCAUGCUAGCUAGCAGCUAAUCUCUGAGUCGAUCAUCAACUUGAAUACUUGAUUAUCAUUAUGAUCUGUAUCGAUCUGUGAAAAGGAUCUGAGUCGUCUAGCUAAUUAUGACACGAUCUGAAUUAGUUCGUUGCAUCUUAAUUAGUCCUUGUCAACUUAAUCUUUCGCUAAAGGGGCCGGAAUCACAUACAACCCUACUAUGACGAUGUUUACAUGUGAAGUAUAACAAGAAAUUGUUACUAAUAAUUCGAAUUGUUGGGAGAAGGUUAAUUAUGGUUCUUAUAUCGUUAUUUUAUUUCUUAUACGCCCCUCAAACGAAAACCAAUUCAUAAGUUUGAAAAUUGCAUAGACCUAUCAUACAUUGUGCUUAGAUAACUAAUAUAUUGGAGAUCGCAGAGAGAUUGAGACACAACACUGCUUGCAUUAUGCCAAUUCUGAUAGACUGAUACUAGGGCUGUAAACCGGUCGGUUUCGGUUUAACCGAAAACCGAAAUCCCGGUUAUCGGUUAAACCGAGCCACCCUACAUACUUGCCGACCACCGACCGUGAGGGUGGUCACGGUUAGCCGGCCAACCGACCGGUCGGUUUUGGUUUUAGGCUCGGUUAGCCGACCAACCGGAAAAUACCCUUUAUAAAAAAAAAAAAAAAUUAAAAGGAACAAAAUUCUGAACCACUCGAUUUCUUCUUCUUCCUUCUCACUUCUCGAUUCUUCUUCUUCCUAUCCACUUUCACCAUCUCGAUUCUUCUUCUUCCUUCUCUCCUUCCUCCAUGUCAAACCCACAACACCCACCACUCCUUCCUUCUCCCUCCUUCCUUCUUCCAUUUCAGAUCUGGAAACACAGAGCAGAGGCGCGGCGGCGGCUGCGAGUGGAGGCAGAGGCGCGGCGGCGACGAGUGGAGGCGGAGGUCGAGCGCUGCUGCCUGUGAGUGGAGGCGAAGGUCGAGCGGCGAGGCGACGAUGGUGGAGGCGGCGCGACGACGUCGACGAUGGUGGAGGCGGCGGUCGUGAGGCCCGGCGACAGUUCUUUUUUCUUCUUUAUUCUUUAUUCUUCUUCUUCUUCUUCUUCUUCUGGGUUUUCAAGGUCUUCUGGGUUUGAGAGGUGAAAGGGAAGAGAAGAGAGAGAGGAUGACGGAAGAGAAGGGUUAGGCUCGGUUAGGGUUUGGGGGGGGGGGUCGGUUUGAGGGGGUCGUUUUGAGGGGGGGGGGGGGGGGGGGCGUUUUGAGAAGGGGGCCGGGUCGUUUUGGUUAGGCUCGGUUAGUCGGCUAACCGCCGGUUUUCAACCUCGGUUGGUCGGCUAGCCGAGCCUUCUCCCCUUGCUAUCGACGACCGACCGACACCAUUGGGAUCGGUUUUUCGGCUUGCCGAAAACCAGACGGUUCGGUUGAAACCAUCCGGUUAGCCGCUAACCGGAAAACCGUCCGCCAGCCCUAACUGAUACCGUGUCAUACACAAAUUAAUUUCAAAUUAUUUAAUGAAGCUUGCAAUUACCAAUACCACGUAGUUUCCAAAAUAUUGGCAUUGAGCCAACGAUUAUAGUUACAAAAUGUCGGCUUAUAAUAAUCCAAUUGUCCUUUUCUUUCCAUUCACCCCGUGACACAAGUUACAAAUAUUCAUCCUUCUUUUAUUGCUUUAGUAUCAAUCAUUAGAUAUAUAUGGGAAAUCACAUGGCUAGCUAUUAUAGCUACGACCUACGAGUCCCUUUUCCUUGAUUCGGUUCGUUGUUAUCCGUGAUCGCCGGACGCCGGUCGACCCAUAUCGGGGAAGCAUUAACGACCGUCGUUAAAUGUUCUGGUCGCUAAAAUGUAGCAAAACUUUACGUUUUAACCGCGGUAAUUACGCAUGCAUGCAUUGAGUUGGAUACUGAACAGAAUACGUACGCAGAGUUUGUACAAUAUAAUGCAACAUCCGGUCACAUAUGACCAGCAUUCCAAUUAAUCCAUAAUGGUCGCUAUAUAUAUAUGAAUAUGACUCCUUAAUGUUGUGCUUUAUCGCCGUGAUUAAAAAGCUAAUUAUUGCUAAACAAUGAAUAAAUGGAAGGCUGGUAGUAAUUAGGUUCACCGUGUUCCUUCCGGGUUCUAAAAAAGACGAUAACUGUUAACGUCCGUUCAUCUAUCUAACCUAGCUAGCUAGCAUUAUAUCUGCUGGCAAAACGGAUCCAAACUGUGGGCUGUGGCCAGCGAAAUUCCUUAGCUUGUUAGCAGUCGGGAAAUCAGACGAUGUUGUGGCUGGGAUUAGAUAGAUUGGGCCGAUGUUGCUAUUGAUCAUAUGCAUGUUCUUAGGUGAUCAAUCUCAUCCUCUAUGGUUUUUUUUUGGCUCGUCCAAAUACGUGAAUUGGGUAUAUAUGUAUGUUGUAUAUCUAGCUAAACCGAUCCUUAACCUUGAAGUUAUAAGGUUCACGCAUCUACUAAGUUUUGGUUUUGCGAAAGCUAUAUAUGUAUGGCAUGCAAUAUAGGAUAGGGCAGUGGCCGAGUCAGAAAUUCAAAAGGGGCUGACCUGAAUUGAUGUAAUUGGGGGAGAGGAGGCUAGCUUCUUCUUUCUCCGAAUCAGUUCCGUCUAUCAGUCAAUCAAGAGGGGAGAAGAUCCUUUAUUUUAGGUUAGGCGGGUCACAUUAUUCACGAAAUUGCCCCGUCCAUCGAUCAAUCAAACCUUACCGACUAUUAUAAUUCAUUUGGGCAACAUUUACAUGUAAUCUUUUACUUAUUUUUCAAAAUUGAGGGGGACUAUAGCUCCUUAUAGUUCCAACCUACCUCCAUAACUAACUGGGAUAGGGUUAGAGGAUCGGAUAUCACUAUAUCUAAAGCCAAGGAGUACACAUGUCAAGUUAUGUUAAAUGGCUUGAGUAAGGGUUAAGACAAGUCGAACAUACUGAUAAAAUAAAAAUUAAGUAGUAAAAAAUAUUUCAUAUAUAAUUGAAAAGAGAAAUGAGUUUGUCGAAACGCUGUUAAUUAAUUAAACUGGUAUAGAAAU
Molecule: messenger RNA, 6486 nt
Organism: Linum trigynum
Lineage: Eukaryota; Viridiplantae; Streptophyta; Magnoliopsida; Malpighiales; Linaceae
Source: the annotation of a GenBank genome assembly